AUGAAUUCAUUCUCGGAUGUGGUGAUUAUUUUAAUUGAUUUUUUAUUACGAGAGGAAUAUCAAACAGAUAAUGAUGAUGAUCAUUGUAAAACGAGUUAUUUACACGCUUCAUUAAAAGAUAAAUUUGCAAAACAACAGUUAGGAAAGAAGAGAUGGAUAGAGGCUUGGGAUCGGAAAUAUGAUGAUGAGGCCUUCCCUAUUGAAUUUAUGAACAAUUAUACCUUUGUUUUAAAUCAUAUCCAAAAAUAUGGAUACGGAUUGAAAUUUGCAUCAACACAAUUAAAGGGAGAUCGGGACCUUGUUUUGGAGGCAGUCAAACGGAGAGGAGAGGACUUGUAUCAUGCUUCCAGAGAAUUGAAAAACGAGCAGGAAAUUGUAUUACAAGCAAUUCAGCAAAAUGGCAAUGCCAUACAAUAUGCAGGCUCUGAAUUUCAAAACGAUCUUGAGUGUGUACUGACAGCUGUGAAAAAUUGUGGUUUAGCUUUACAACAUGUUCCAACAAAGUUUAAAUGUGAUGAAACGGUUGUAUUUGAUGCUGUCGUACAAAAUCCAUCUGCAAUCAAGUAUGCGUCUAACAAAUUGCAAACCGAUUCAGAUUUCCUAUUGGAAAUUGUGAACUACAACUUUGAGGUGCUCCAAUAUUGCAAAGAUAAACAAGUGCAUUGGAAAGCAGUGAAACAAUACGGCCCUCAACUCGUGCAAUAUUUACCAGAAAAUUUAAGAAAUGACAAGGAUAUUAUUGUUGCAGCUCUGGAACACAUUUAUCCCACGCUCUCAUUUACUGAGAUGGAUCUUUGGUCUGACAAAGAAAACGUGUUGACAAUUGUCAAACAUUUUGGGCGUGCGUUGCAACAUGCUUCUCAUCAUCUAAAGACUGACAAGGACAUUGUCAUGACAGCUGUUGGGCAAGAUGGAUGUGCAUUUGAAUUUGCUUCGGACACGCUAAAGCAAGACUGGGAAAUUGCAUGGACAGCAUUACAACAAAAUGCAUCCUCAUUUGAAUUUAUGCCUGAUGAGUUUUUACACAAUACUGAAAUAGUAUUAGAGGCAGUGAAAAGAAAUGGCUUAUUGUUGCAACAUGCAUCCAAUGAAAUGAAAAACGAUAAACAAGUAGUGAUGGCAGCUGUGUGUCAAGAUGGACACGCAUUCGACUACGUUUCAACGGCGCUCCAGGAAGACAAAGAAGUCCAAUUUGCUGCUAUACGACAAAAUGGAUUAGCAUUGCAAUACAUGGUCCAAGAUAAAGAGCUUGUAUUGGAGGCGAUCGAUAAUUGCGCAUUUGCCAUUCUAUUCGUUUCGUCUGAACUGUUAAUGGAUAGAGAAUUUGUUUUGCAUAACUUUCCACUGGAUGACAUGACCAUCGAAUUGAUGCCACAAGAGUUAUAUGAUGAACGGGAAUUUGUAUUGGCCAUAGUUAAACAAAAUGGUCUAGCAUUGAAAUACAUUCCUGAACACUAUCUCAUAGAUUCAGAAAUUGUGUUGGAAGCCGUGAAGCAGAAUGGUCAUGCCACAUCUGAUAUUUGGGACAGGUGGAAGAAUGAUCCGGACUUUGUCAAGGAAUUAAUGCAAUGUACCAAUUUCUUCUUCCAAGAGUAUAACGAUGAGCUGUUUCUAUCGAGGAUGAAGUAUUAUUAUUAUAAUGUGUAUUUAGGAACAACCGUAAAUUUACACACUCUACAAUGA
This is a messenger RNA of Naegleria lovaniensis, 1683 nucleotides long. RefSeq lists its product as uncharacterized. The record is from RefSeq and is a predicted model, not a curated record. The coding region runs from base 1 to 1683 and encodes 560 amino acids. NCBI's taxonomy places the organism in Eukaryota, Heterolobosea, Eutetramitea, Acrasida, Naegleriidae. The transcript has a single exon.